AUGACGGCUCCCAGCGAGGGGUCUGCGGAGAACCAAGGGCCGGAAGAAGAGGCGGCGAGAGUUCGGCGGAGGAUUCGGACUCCGACCUGGAGACAGGUGUCCCUGGUGGCGUCCCCUGGAGUGUUGUCCCGUCUCCUAGCAGGUACCCACGGGCUCCGAGGGCUGGGCAGGGACACCCUCUACCUGCGCACUCGCGGGGCCCACGGUGCUGUGCCCCCUUCCUGCUUUCUGCGCCAAGGGAGAGCCCCGGAGUUGAACCUGCGGCACCGUGGCCUGGGGCCCCAGGGGGCCCGUGCUCUGGCUUCCAUGCUGUCCUCUAAUCCCUACAUCAAGCGGCUGGACCUUCGGGACAAUGGGCUGAAUGAAGCUUGUGCCGAGGCCCUGGCAGGUGCCCUGAACAAGAACAGCAGCAUCUGCGAUGUGGACCUGUCGGAGAACCAGCUGGGAGCUACAGGAGUCCAGGCUGUGUGUGCCAGCCUCGCGAGGAACCAGGUGGUGCAGAGGCUGCAGCUGGCGGGGAGCGGCCUGGAGGAGCAGGCGGCCCAGGCCCUUGCUGAACUCCUGCUGGUCCACACCAGCUUGAAAUCCCUGGACCUGAGCUAUAACCAGCUGAAUGACCAAGCAGGAGAGACCCUCGGACCAGCCCUGGCGGAAAACGCAGGACUCACUGAGCUGAACCUGAGCUGGAACCACCUCCGAGGCCCGGGAGCCGUAGCCCUUGCCAGGGGACUGGAGGUAUGAGUCUUCCUGAAAGUCCUGGACAUCUCCUACAAUGGCUUUGGCGAUGCAGGAGCUUCUGCGGUGGGUGAAGCCCUCAAGACCAACAACGUGUUGGAGGAACUCAACAUGAGCUGCAAUCGUAUCUCUGCGGUGGGAGCCCUGAGCCUGGGCCAGGGCCUCCGGGUCAACCAGACGCUGAGGACUCUUGUGGUGUCCAGGAACCCCAUGCAAAGUGACGGCUGCUUUGGGCUUCUCAAGUCUGUCCAGGACAAUCCCGCGUCUGCCCUAGAACUCCUGGACUUCUCUGAUAUCCCGGUGAACAGAGAGUUCGAGGACCUCGUUAGCUCAGUGAAGGCCACUCUUCCCGGGCUUUCCGUAAAGAUGGCUGCUCGCAGAGUGGAGUUUAAAAAACAGCUGCUGCCAGUCUUCAGCCCAUCCCCCCCAGCGCCUGCCCCUAAAUGACUUUGGAGCGUGGCGUCCUGGUCUUCUCCAAUCAGCCAUGGCGACUUCCAAGUGGAGGGCUCUUUGAGACACGAUGCCAUCCCACCCCUUGAUGUGUGCUGAGUUCCCGCAUCGGCUGGCUGGUGGGCAAGCCCUCUGGAGGUGGUCUUGGCGAUGACUCAGACAGCCAUACCCCGCUCUGCACCACGGUCCCUGCGCUAACCCACACAUUCACGUCACACGAGCAACUACUGUGUGCUGCGCACCGAGCUGGGUACAGGAUCCAAGAUGCUCUCGCAAAUCCCUUCCUCCAGAUGUUCAUGUACUGGUGACCUCAGGAGACUAUUAAAAUAUUAAAAAAAUGCGGGGUCGGCAGGUGGCAUGGUGGUUAAGAUGCUGGACUCCCA
Tupaia belangeri chinensis (Chinese tree shrew) is the source of this 1568-nucleotide messenger RNA. It is a transcript of the gene LRRC74B, whose product is annotated as leucine rich repeat containing 74B. The record is from RefSeq and is a predicted model, not a curated record. The transcript has 9 exons. Lineage: Eukaryota; Metazoa; Chordata; Mammalia; Scandentia; Tupaiidae. Gene Ontology annotation, molecular function: protein binding.